This is a messenger RNA of Closterium sp. Yama58-4, 879 nucleotides long. The record is from the annotation of a GenBank genome assembly. Lineage: Eukaryota; Viridiplantae; Streptophyta; Zygnematophyceae; Desmidiales; Closteriaceae.
AUGCCUGCGCCACCCGCCCCGGUCCCCGAACACCUCGUGCAGUUCGCGCACCGCCUGGCGGACGCCGCGCGGGAGGUCGUUCCGCCGUUCUUCCGCCAGCCAAUCGGCAUCGAGCUGAAGGCGGACGAGAGCCCAGUGACGGCGGCGGAUCGCGCGGCGGAGGCGGCGAUAACGGCGCUGAUCCGCGCGGAGUACCCCGCGCACGGCAUCCUGGGCGAGGAGCAGGGACUGCAGGGGCCCGUGCGGGCGGGAGACGCGGGGGUGGAAGAGGGCGAUGGCGAGUGGGGGGGCGAGUGCGAGUGGGUGUGGGUGAUCGAUCCGAUCGACGGCACGGCGAGCUUCAUCACGGGCAAGCCGCUCUUCGGCACGCUCGUCGCGCUGCUGCACCGCGGCCGCCCCGUGCUGGGCGUGCUGGAGCAGCCCGUGCUGCGCGAGCGAUGGGUCGGCGUCGCGGGCCGCCCCACCACCUUCAACGGCGUCCCGGUCGCCACGCGCCGCUGCGCCGACCUGCGCGACGCGUACGUGUACACCACGUCGCCGGACCUCUUCCCCGGCGCCAGCGGCGAGGCGUUCCGCGCGGUGAAGAGCGGUGCGCGCAAGGCGAACUACGGGUGCGACUGCUACGCGUUCGGGCUGCUGGCGAGCGGGUUCGUGGACGUGGCUCUGGAGUUCGGCGUGAAGCCGUGGGACUACCUCGCUCUCGUCCCCAUUGUGGCGGGCGCGGGCGGGCGCAUGAGCGACUGGCGCGGGCGCGAGCUGCGGCUGGCGUCGCUGCGCGCGGAGGACUGGGUGGGCGACGUGGUGGCGACGGGCGACGCGCAGCUGCAUGCGACGGUGCUGGCGACGCUGGCUUGGGAGCAGCGCGGCAAGGGCGAGUGA